Messenger RNA from Lucilia sericata (common green bottle fly), 1737 nucleotides. It is a transcript of the gene SmydA-1, whose product is annotated as SET domain-containing protein SmydA-8. The transcript has 6 exons. Gene Ontology annotation, molecular function: protein binding. Lineage: Eukaryota; Metazoa; Arthropoda; Insecta; Diptera; Calliphoridae. The record is from RefSeq and is a predicted model, not a curated record. The coding region runs from base 119 to 1663 and encodes 514 amino acids.
UGUGUUAUAAUUUAGUUUUUCUUUAAUUUUCCCUACAUUCGGCCGCUAUUUUCUAAUAAAGUACAAAAAAUUUUAAUAUUUUUACAAAAAAAAACCAUAAAUUUUUAAAAGAAAAACUAUGAAUCCUUGUACUAUCUGUAAAACGGAAACAAAAAAUAGUUGUUCCAAUUGUAAACAAGUAUUUUACUGUUGUGUGGAGCAUCAAAAACAAGAUUGGAAAAAUCACAAGAAAAAUUGUCAUCCAUAUAAGAUUGUACAAAAUGAAGAAUUGGGACGUCAUUUGAUCACCACCCGUACUAUUAAACCCUUUGAAAUUAUUUUGAAGGAGGCUCCUUUAUUCCGUGGUCCCUCUCAGCUAACUCCACCGGUAUGUUUGGGUUGUUUGAAUGCUAUUGAACCCACAGAUUAUAUAAAUUGUGAACAAUGCGGUUGGCCCUUGUGUGGUGUUGAAUGCAAAAAUAAAGAUGAACAUCGUUUCGAAUGUGAAUUGACCGUUAAACGCGGCAAAAAGGUGAACGUACAGGAAUUCACCAAUCCUCAUCCAUUGUAUCAAUGUUUGAGUACAGCCCGCUGUUUGAUGUUGCGCGAUAAAGAUGCUGAGAAAUGGAAACAAAUUAAUGAGCUAGAAUCGUUAGAGGAUCAAAGACGUGGUUCUAUGCAAUGGAAGGCCGAUUACGAAAGUGUUUGUAAAUUUAUUAUAAAAUAUUUCAACACUCAAUUAUUUAGUGAAGAUGAAAUUAUGCGCAUUAUUGGCAUAUUACAAAUCAAUGGCCACGAAGUGCCCACCUCUGAUCCAGCCCAUGUUGGUAUUUUCUAUAACGCUUCAUUCCUAGAGCACUCCUGUACACCCAAUAUAGCCAAAAGUUUCAAUAAAGAUGGUCAUCUUGUACUCUGGGCACCCAAGGAAAUUAAGAAAGGUUCUCACUUAAGUAUCUGUUAUUCAGAUGCUGUAUGGGGUACUGCCGAUCGUCAGCGUCAUUUAAUGCAAACUAAAAUCUUUAAAUGUCAAUGUCCUCGCUGUAUUGAUGUUACCGAAUAUGGUACCAAUUAUAGCGCUUUAAAAUGUGAAAAAUCCGAAUGUAGAGGUUUAAUGUUGCCAGCUAAUUUGAAUGAUUGGCAUAAGGAUUGGACUUGCAAGGAAUGCAAGCAUCAAGUGGACAAGACUUAUGUUAAUAAUAUCUUGGAAAGAGCCGGCAGUGAUUUGAAUGCCAUGGAUAAAACAAAGGAAAAUUGUCUCAAAUAUCUAAGUCACUAUGGUAGAUGGUUACCUAGUCAUCAUUACUAUAUGUGUGAAGUCAAAAUACAUUUGGUGCAACAAUUGGGCAAAGAACCUCAAGAACUUAUGAUUUUACCAAAUGAAGAUUUAAGAAUAAAAUUAGAAUACGGCAGAGAGUUAGUGGAAUUAUAUGAAAAAUUGGCGCCAUGCGAAGUUCGCAUGUUAGGUACACUUUGCUUUGAAGUUCAUUCCGCUGUAGCAGAAAAUACUCGCCGUAUUUCCUUGGAAACUAGUUUAUCACCCAAAGAACUGCUAGAAGAAGCCUUAAUGUAUGUGGAAAAGUCUGUUAAUUAUCUGCAAUAUGAAUCGGAUAUAUUUGUGGAAGGACAUAUGUUGAAACAAGCCAAAAUUAAUAGAGAUGCUUUAAAAAUGGUCAUAAGAAUGUAAAAAUAUUCAGUUAUUUCAAUUUUUUGUAUAAUUUAAAUAAAAUGUUUAAUAAAAUAAAAAAAACAAAUUUUCAA